UUGCUCCGAAGGGCCCGAAGAUCACAAUGACCCCGACGAGAGCCCGCGUUGGAGACACUGUGCGGAUUUUGGUGCAGGGUUUCCAGAAUGAAGUCUUCCCUGAGCCCCUCUUCACCUGGACACGGGUGGGGAGCCGGCUCCUCGACGGUAGCACCGAGCACGACGGCAAGGAGCUGGUCCUGGAGCGGGUGCCGGCUGAGCUCAACGGUUCCAUGUACCGCUGCACCGCCCAGAACCCCCUGGGCUCCACUGACACCCACACCCGGCUCAUCGUUUUUGAAAACCCAAAUAUUCCCAGAGGAACAGAGGACUCCAACGGUUCACUUACCAGCCACUGCGGCUUCAGACUAGUUUUGGCACUCACCCUUACAGUGAUCCUGGAGCUAACGUGAAGCUUUGCCUGCCUCUUCCUCCUCCUCCUCUUCCUCCGUACGGCUCCACCUGGCAUUUACACCUCCAUCAAGCGGUUCUCUCGCGCUCUCUUUUUUUCUUUUCUAUACUAUUUACAGUCUCGGUCUCUUUCUGUCUGUGUCUUGGCUUCCUCAGACAAUUUAAUUAAAAGGAAAAA
Phaethon lepturus (White-tailed tropicbird) is the source of this 568-nucleotide messenger RNA. RefSeq names its product immunoglobin superfamily, member 21 (gene IGSF21). Gene Ontology annotation, biological process: heterophilic cell-cell adhesion; homophilic cell-cell adhesion. The record is from RefSeq and is a predicted model, not a curated record. Lineage: Eukaryota; Metazoa; Chordata; Aves; Phaethontiformes; Phaethontidae. Gene Ontology annotation, cellular component: adherens junction. The annotation marks the transcript as partial. The transcript has 4 exons.